CGUGUCCAAGCACAUAUCGGCUUCGAGAGCUAUCCUGACAGGGAGAUAGACGGGUGUGUUUUUGGAAACAGCAGGUUUCCAUCAAUGGUGUUACUAUGUAAAUUUCUAGCUCUGUCUUGUGUAGUUCAAAUUUCAAUCGCGCGUGCCCAACAACCUGGGAGCGACAUUUGUAAUUGCUUCGCCGUUCCGACAUCUUCUGCUUGGUUCAAAAGAAUGCACGGCCGAUCGAUAACAUCACACCGUUUAACGGCGCGAUAAUUCGGCGAGAAAUUACAAGCCGCACUCGUAACUGCCAUAACAAUCGAAUUUGCUUGACUGCAAAUUCCUUUCUUCGUGAAUAGAUCGCUUCGACCCAGUGCCGCGUCGAGAAUUUCGCGGAGAAAACGAGAAGUUCAAAGAGGGCUGGCGAAGAUUAGUAUUUUUUGGCCUAAAUGUGACCACGUGUUAAGAGAAAUCGCCUUUGGACACGAUAACAAUGACUUUGGAGAAAUUGCGAUGAACGUUGUGGCUGCAUAGCGGUAUUUAUGGCAAUAUGUUUCUUGACUCUAUGUUCUGAGGUGUCAACUCGAGUAACAUUUAACAGUGUUAUCUGGCGUCGUGUACGUGCACUGUAUCUACUGCUACAGCCUCUGUCAGAUGGCAUCAGAAUUCUCUUUCAUAACGUGAGCCACCCAAGUUCGCCGUAUUUAACAGAUCGUAAAUUGGAGUUAGACGCUUUAUCAGGGAUGUCCUCCAUGACAGCGACUCCUGAAAGGCAGAACUCUUCGAACUAUGUGUGCGGAAGCAACAGCACAAACGCUACCACGGUCUACCGCGACCCACAGACAGGCUCCAUCACCCUGUCCGGCAUCAAGCCUCAGAUUAUGGCGACGCAAGAAGCGAGUGCCGACAGGUUUGUUAUCAACGUUAGUGGCUUGAAAUUUGAAACACACGCUCAAACGCUAGAACAAUACCCGGAGACCUUGCUAGGGAAUGCAGCCAAGAGAAGUAAGUACUACGAUUCAGGUCGGAGUGAGUACUUCUUCGAUCGCAAUCGGCCUGCUUUCGACGCGAUUCUGUUCUACUAUCAAUCCGGAGGGAAACUAUUACGACCAGCGAAUGUUCCUAUGGACGUGUUUGCUGACGAGAUUCGAUUUUACGAGCUCGGCGAGGACAUUUUACACAAAGUAGAGCAGGAAGAGGGUUACAUUGAGGAGGAAAAACCCAUUUUACCCGAAAAUAAACUACAGAGGAAGAUCUGGCAAUUGUUUGAAUUUCCCGACACGUCUUUAGGAGCACGUAUCAUUGCCAUAUUUUCAGUUGUUGUGAUUACGCUUUCAAUAGUGACAUUCUGCGUCGAGACCCUCCCUCAGUUUAGGAAGGAAGACGACGGAGAAAAACGAAAACAGCCGUGGUUUUCGUUGGAGACAGCGUGUAUAAUAUGGUUUACGUUUGAAUACUUGAUGAGGCUAAUCUCGUCGCCUCAGAAGUUGGUUUUUGUACGAUCGUUUCUGAACCUCAUCGAUAUUGUUGCUAUUUUACCUUACUACAUAACGCUACCGAUGCAGGACACGAAGGCGUCCAGUUUCGGGGUGUUGAGGGUGAUCCGUCUGGUGCGCGUAUUCCGGAUUUUUAAAUUAUCGCGACAUUCCAGAGGACUACAAAUUCUAGGACACACAUUGCGCGCAAGUUUGCGCGAGCUAGGGCUUUUAAUUUUCUUUCUUCUCAUCGGCGUCAUCUUGUUCAGCUCGGCGGUGUAUUACGCGGAAGGAGGCGAGACGGGGACGCAUUUUAGGAGCAUUCCCGAUGCAUUUUGGUGGGCCGUAGUCACAAUGACGACGGUUGGUUAUGGGGACAUGAGACCCAUCACUGUAUGGGGAAAGAUCGUAGGGUCACUAUGCGCCAUUUCCGGCGUGCUGACCAUCGCGCUUCCGGUGCCUGUUAUAGUGUCGAAUUUUAACUACUUCUACCACCGAGAGAACGAACAGAGGGCGGCUGAGGCCAGCAAGAAAGAGAAGGACCGCAAAGAGCAAGAACGAAUCCAAAGGGAGAAAGAAGAACAAGAACAGGAACGAAAGUAUGGGACGGUUGAUCAUAAUGGAAUGAACGGCCCCGAGUCGACAGGAAUUGAGAUGGAAAUGUUAACUUCACUGGACAGUAUUCCAUCCAAUUUCAACAAAGGGCAUAAGAACAAAGCCAACACGGCUGUCGUCUCCAAUUCGAUGCCUUUAGUCGACUAUCCCGAUGCUACUAUACGAUUUGAAACGGGGGUGUGACUAAAAAAGCCUUCCCUCUUUAUAGCUAUUUAAUUUGGAGGUUUUUGGGGCAGGAUUGGGAGUCACCACAACUUCCAGAUAACAGGACUGCGUCCAAGAAGGAGCAGAGAGAGAGAAGAUCACCGAGAGCUGAAUCCCCAAAGACCUACGACCAUGCGAGCAGGCGAUUUGCGUAGCAAUUCGCGCUUACCAGCAACACCUCGGAAACGCCAAUUGUGCCAUGCCGUGAGAUUUUUCCUCUCGGUAUUUCGUGAUGUAAAGAUAAAUUGCUAGCGACCUGCUGUUAGCAGGGUGAAACAAAAAGACAAGGAUCUCUACAAUGCUGUUUGGAAGGAGUGCAGCAAAACAAACUCCUGAACAAUCCAAGGAUUCGAUGCCUUGACUUCGAGAGAUGGAUGAAUUCAUUUUUUUUAUAUAUAAAAUUCACUAAUUUAUAAUUGAUAUGCUGCACAAAAGGAAGCACAGUGCUUCGGCCAAAGAACGAUGAGCAAAAAAAAAUAGUUUGUACAUGAAUUAAAGCAAAGCAGUUCUGCUGUGAAAACGAAAAGCGAGUAGAUAGACAGAUAGCUAAAAUAAUGCAAUUCUUUGCGGACAGCUAAGUGGUCCAAUUCUUAUUUUAUUCUUCGGUUGCCCUAGGUGAAAAUAGUACGAGCCAGAAAUUCUUGGCUCGUAUACGAAAGUUCUGAAUAUUUCGACUGAAUUAAGCGGUUUUUUUCCCCUACCAGUCCAGCAUGUAAUGUAAGGCCUUUUCCAAACCUUAAAAUGCCAGAAACUUAAAAUUACUUGAGCUGAAAUUUCGAUCGAUUCUUGGAAGGGAGCUGACCUGAUUGCUGUUAUGAUAGAAGUUCGCGGAGGUAAUAUUUGUAAGGAAUUUUAGGCAGUGGCAAAACAUUUUCAGAUUCCAAACCCUUAAGAAAGUGUCUUUGGGUUUACAUGUGGUUUGUGAUUGAACACGAUGGAGGAAAGAGAAAAACAGAACAGAUCUAUAGCGAUACAAUGAUAACGCUGACAUGUUGUGUAAAACAAUGUUGAUUGAAAGGGAUUCACGCGAAAUUUGAGGUAACGUCAAAAUAAUUUGUGAAGGCUUAUAGGAUACUGAACAGAAUCAAAAGCAUGUAGUUUGGGAACUUCAAAACUAAUCAUGAAAUAUAAGUAUUCCUGGUGAAAUAUGCGAAGCUACUUGCAGCAAAACCAUAUCAUAUCACUUCGGAGCUGCGAUGGAAAAUUUUAAUAUGGAAAUAAAAAUAGUUUCCUGUCGGGAGUGAGAAAUGAUUUUUAACAAACACUGUGUACCAAUAAAGAAUUUUGUUCAAGA
This is a messenger RNA of Orbicella faveolata, 3570 nucleotides long. RefSeq names its product potassium voltage-gated channel subfamily A member 1-like. NCBI's taxonomy places the organism in Eukaryota, Metazoa, Cnidaria, Anthozoa, Scleractinia, Merulinidae. Gene Ontology annotation, molecular function: delayed rectifier potassium channel activity; protein binding. Gene Ontology annotation, biological process: action potential; protein homooligomerization; potassium ion transmembrane transport. The record is from RefSeq and is a predicted model, not a curated record. Gene Ontology annotation, cellular component: voltage-gated potassium channel complex; membrane.